AACACUGCUAGAAAAUCCCUGCCAUCUGACGUAGAAGGAUUUAUAGGUUUAGUGGAAAUUGCUUUCCCCACUGUCCAGAUUAAAUACUGCAGGAUGAUUUUUUGUAUGAGUAAACAUCCUUCCACUAACGAUCAGACCGAUAAUGUCUUAAAAGGAGAAACAGGAUCUACAUUUUGAUUUUCUUCUUCUUGCAUGGACUAUUUCUGGAUACAGAACCUUCAGGUAACAUGUUGACUGUCCAUAAAAUGCAUUUUAGCAUCUUCCUGCUGUUGUGGGGAUGGGUUUUAUCCACUGAAUGCAGAGCACACCGACAAGGAAAAGAAAUACAUGAGGUGUACAAAAAAGGCAGCCAGCCCCAGCGGCAGAGACGCGAGGCCCGCGGCGAGGCGCACAAGCAAGGCAGCCCAAUCUUAAAACGAAGUCCUGACAUCACCAAGUCUCCCCUGACAAAGUCAGAGCAGCUGUUGCGAAUAGACGACCAUGACUUCAGCAUGAGACCAGGUUUUGGAGGCCCUGCAAUUCCUGUUGGGGUGGAUGUCCAAGUUGAAAGUCUGGACAGCAUUUCUGAGGUGGACAUGGACUUCACCAUGACGCUCUAUCUGAGGCACUACUGGAAAGAUGAGAGGCUGUCCUUCCCCAGCACCAACAACCAAAGCAUGACCUUUGAUGGAAGGCUGGUGAAGAAGAUCUGGGUCCCUGACAUGUUCUUUGUCCACUCCAAGCGUUCUUUCAUCCAUGACACCACCACAGACAACGUCAUGCUGCGGGUCCAGCCAGAUGGGAAGGUGCUUUAUAGCCUCAGAGUUACAGUAACAGCAAUGUGCAACAUGGAUUUUAGUCGCUUUCCCCUGGACACACAGACUUGUUCCCUGGAGAUUGAAAGCUAUGCCUACACUGAAGAUGACCUCAUGCUCUACUGGAAGAAUGGUAAUGAAUCCCUAAAAACAGAUGAGAGGAUAUCGCUCUCCCAGUUCCUGAUCCAGGAGUUUCACACCACCACAAAGCUUGCCUUUUACAGCAGCACAGGGUGGUACAAUCGCCUCUACAUAAACUUCACUUUACGUCGACACAUCUUCUUCUUCUUGCUCCAAACCUACUUCCCUGCCACCCUCAUGGUCAUGUUGUCCUGGGUGUCCUUCUGGAUCGAUCGCCGAGCAGUUCCUGCCAGAGUCCCUUUAGGAAUAACCACCGUGCUGACCAUGUCCACGAUCAUCACAGGGGUGAAUGCCUCCAUGCCCCGUGUUUCCUACAUCAAAGCAGUGGACAUUUACCUGUGGGUCAGUUUUGUGUUUGUCUUCCUCUCGGUGCUGGAAUACGCGGCCGUGAAUUACCUGACUACGGUGCAGGAGCGCAAGGAGAGGAAGCUCCGGGACAAGCCCCCCUGUGCCUGCAGCCUGCCUCAGCCCCGCCCCAUGAUGAUGGACGGCAGCUACAACGACGGGGACAUGAGCGAGCUGGGGCACUACGUGCCUGAGAACGGAGACAAGCAGGAGCGAAUGAUGGUGCAGCUGGCGCUGGGGGCAGAGAGGGGCUCGGGCAGGAGGAAAAGCCAGAGAUACGUCAGCAUGCGGAUCGACACCCACGCCAUCGACAAGUACUCCAGGAUCAUAUUCCCUGGUGCCUACAUCCUAUUCAAUUUGAUAUACUGGUCCAUUUUUUCAUAAACACACCCAACCUCUCUGUAGUCGCAGAGCGUUGUGACAUGAGGUGGAGGUACCACCUAAUAGGCUAAUGGAAAGAAAACAGGGAAUUGUUUUAACUGGAUGGAAGAUUGUUGUGGGGUGGGGUUUUUUUCUUCAGGAUUUUUUUUUUUUAUUAGAUGCAACUCCUAUGUGGCAUAAAUAAUUGUGCAAGUUUCACAUGUCAGCAAAAUACAGGACAUACAAUCUAAAACGUUAUACAUAUUUAAAGCUGUGCUAUGUUCCUUCUUGUGCCUCACAGGCCACUGCAAACUAUUUUAACAAGUGACUCUAAUUGCCAGCUGCUUAUUUAUGGUGCAUCUUCCAUUUUGUGCCCCUGAGAGCCUAAUUCUCUAAGCACCUGAGUGCAUCCAUCCAUCUCUAAACUCAGCAGACUGACCACGCUCAAUACUAGUAAACACAAAGAAUAUGCAAAUACUUGCAUGUUUGCAGGAUGAGGUCAGAAAUGGUCAUUAAAAACAAAAUAUCCAGUACCAGGAAAGACUUUGGCAAGGUUAUUACUGGCUAAAGCUUUUUUACACUGCUAAAUACGUGCUGUCCUAGCAGUACUGCACUGACAGGUCCACACAGGAAAGGAAUACUUUCAGAUUUGUGCUUUAUCUUGAUCUUAUUUAAGACAAAUCUUUCCAGGGUGUUUUGACUCUUUUAAAAAUAUGAAUUGCAAUGUACUAAGGAAUGAACAAAAGCUGGACUUUCUGCAAUGCUAACCAAAUCCUCUGGGAAAUACAGGAGCUCUCCUUGGAUAUGCUCAUUUGGGUCAGUGGGAGUUUUGCCCUUUAAUUUCCCGGGAAAGAACACAGGUUUCUCUACAAAAUGAUCCAGUGAGGACAAGUAGAUGUCUACAAAUAACGGAAUGUUUUGGGUUGGAAGGGAUCUUAAGCUUCACCUACUUCCAACCCCCCUGCAUGGGCAGGGACAUCUCCCACUAGACCAGGUUGCUCAGAGCCCCAUCCAACCUGCCCUUGAACACUUUCAGGGAUGAGGCUUCCCUGGGCAACCCAUCCACUGUCUCACCACCCUCACAAUGAAUAAUUUCUUCCUAAUGUCUAACCUAAAUCUACUGUCUUCCAGUUUAAAGUCAUUAUCCCUUGUCCUAUCACUACAUACCUUUGUAAAAAGUCCUUCUCCACCUUUCCUGUAGGCCCUUCAGGUUCUGGAAGGCUGCUGUAAAGUCUCCCUAGAGCCUUCUUAACCCCAACUCUCUCAGCAUGUCUUCACUGGAGAGGUGCUCCAGCCCUCUGAUUAUUUUCAUGUCCCUUCUCUUGGACUUCCUCCAAGAGCUCCAUGUCCUUAUUAUGUUGGGGGCUCCAGAACUGGGCACAGUACUUCAGGUGGGGUCUCAUGAGAGCAGAGGGAGAGACUCACCUCCCUUGACCUGUUGGGUUGCACUUCUUUUAAUGCAGCCCAGAAUACAGCUGACUUCCUGGGCUGCAAGAACACAUUGCUGGCUCAUGUUGAGCUUCUCAUCAACCAAAAAGACUAAAACUACUAUAGAAGCUGCUUCUCUCUGAUAUAGUCUGGAUGUUACUGGUCUGUACAGCCAGAGGAACCUGUUGCAGACUCUUAACUUCUGGUAACUGCUAAAGCCACUGGUAACUGCACUUGCUUCCAGGAAAAGCCUAGUUAAUCCAUUUUUAGUAAAUGCAAAAUAGAAAGAUGCUUAACAGGUAACAAAGCACUUGUAAGGUCUUUAUAUCUGAGUUAAAGAUACCAUGCCAAAAACUUUGAAAUGAAGUAAAAAAGAACUUCUACCACAGGACAGCAGCUCCACUGCAGACCCAGGUACACUUGACCAGCUGUUUUCAUGCUGCAUCUGUCCCACCAGCACCUUGCAGCCCACUAUGUCCUUAAAGCAGGCUCAGCACCUUCCAGGGCAGCAACAAGGAGACACAGCUGGGGGCACUCAGCAUUUACUUCAGUCCCAAACUCUACAUCAGUUUCUGCAAAACAGCCAGUCAGCAUAAACACUCCAUAUGGAAAAGGCAAAAUAUGUCACCCAGAAGUGAUAAAAUAUUAGGAAAACAAGCAUUGGAGGAAUGGAAUCAGGGGCCUUUACAAUAAUAACUGGAGCACCAAAGGUGUCUCAGAAGGUAAGGCUGUUCAGUUUAUCUGCUGCCUUGUGUUACCCACCUAUGUCAAUAAAGCUAACUGGUUUGGAUUAACCAGACUUCAAAUACAAGAUUUUGCAGACAAUUAAGAAAUCCAUUACUCCCCACACAACAGAUGCUGUUGUCUUUCACAGUGUAGCUGCUCUGAUAAUCAAAGUAGUUGUGUCUCCAAAAUGAAACUGAAUCUCCUUACAGGAAAUCCUCCCUGGACUGACUGAUCUGAUGCUCUAUGCAUCAGGUUUGUGAUACAGAUAGUGCAGUUGUUUAACACUGCUGGAUGUUGCUUUAAUUUCUUAUGUAAAUAAAUGUCAUGGAAACAUACUCAGCAUUUCUUACAACUGCUAAAAUAAUGAGCUGCAAAACUACCUACUCAUCUUGCACUUACAGCCUACACUCCAUGGGUGAGGCAAUGAAAUCACAAAAGCUAAAAUCAUUAGAAGACACCCCCAUCCGUAAGACAGUUUUACUACUCAUUUCCACACGCACAUACCACCUUAGCUUCAUUUUACCAAGUUUCCUUCACAUUAUUCUCCAGUGAGGUUUUUUUCAAGAGAUUAAAAAAUACAUUAUUGUCUUGUCAUAUAAACAUUUUGGUCAGACUAAGCUAGAAAGGUCACUACUCUGGAAAAAGCAGAUGAAAGACUGCCCACCAGGUUGGGCCACCCUCCCUUAACCCAGUGGCCCCUUCUCCCACAAGUAGCUCCAAGAUUUCAAAGGCAUGUACUUGCAUGGGAAUGUACUGAUAUUCUCAGUAUUGUAAAAACCCAUUUAUUUCUACAAUUUAAGAGCAGCAUGAACAGGACUGGCAGAUUUCACAGUAAACCCUCCAGGUUCAUAAGCAGCUUAAUGCUAUGUAGCUUGCUACAGUACUGUACAUCCCCUUAUAGACUCAUU
This is a messenger RNA of Apus apus (common swift), 4702 nucleotides long. Its product is annotated as gamma-aminobutyric acid receptor subunit rho-1. Gene Ontology annotation, cellular component: membrane; neuron projection; synapse. Gene Ontology annotation, biological process: signal transduction; nervous system process; monoatomic ion transmembrane transport. Lineage: Eukaryota; Metazoa; Chordata; Aves; Apodiformes; Apodidae. The transcript is spliced from 10 exons. The record is from RefSeq and is a predicted model, not a curated record. Gene Ontology annotation, molecular function: GABA-A receptor activity; extracellular ligand-gated monoatomic ion channel activity; neurotransmitter receptor activity. The coding region runs from base 228 to 1664 and encodes 478 amino acids.